Molecule: messenger RNA, 1394 nt
Organism: Chaetomium fimeti
Lineage: Eukaryota; Fungi; Ascomycota; Sordariomycetes; Sordariales; Chaetomiaceae
Exons: 1
Coding region: 321-1307 (328 amino acids)
Source: RefSeq, a predicted model, not a curated record
AGCCCAAUUGGUCCCAGCCAACGAUUAUUUCCUCCCCAAGUUUUCGUGGAGCAGCCGCCCCCCCCUGAACCGGAUCGAACUUUAAUCGCAUCCUCGUCUCCAUAAAGUCUGCCGAUCCCGCCUAGCAUCAACAACGGACUUGGUCCGCUGGAAUGCUUGACGGUUGCUUGUAAUUCAAAACUUGCACCCGCCAAAAAGACUCGUCCCUCCGAAUAUUCUCGACGACCAAACUCGCCUCCUUCACUUUCCCUGGACAUACGCAAUUUGACGGGCAAGCACUCUCGCCCGUACUGUCGCCUGAGACGGCAACGACAGACGAGAUGACGUCUGCAAACCAUGACGAAAACCAGCCGCUGAGCCCAGGAGAGCCACGGGCGUCGGAUGUGGGAGCCACCCGCGUCACGCCUUUCGAACAAACUACCCUCACGCCAUCGCAAGAGCUGACCGCACCGUUCGAGAAUGGCUACCACUUCCCGCCAAAAUACCCUUGGAAAGAGGCCACUAAGUACGAGCUCGCGGCGUUCUGGAGGUUCUUCACCACCCCGAUGGGCUUCUUCUGGACCAUCUACGGCCUCAACGUCGUCGCGUGGGGCGGCAUGAUCUUCCUGCUCCUCUGCAACGCCGCACCCGCCAUGUGCUACCCCACCUGCGACCACAUCGACUCCCCGCGGCGGAAGUGGAUCGAGUGGGACGCCCAGAUCCUCACCUGGCUCUUCUGCGUCCCGGCCUUCGGCUUCGCGCCCUGGCGCUUCCGGGACCUGUACUACCUCCUCAAGUACCGCAUCUUGAGGAAGCCCGAAGGCCUCCGCCGGCUGGCCGGCAUCCACAACGGCUGGCUCCGGCUCCCGGGGACGCAGGACCUGCCCGUGGAUAUCGGCCCCAACAACAUCACGGCCGACGUCCCCCUAAGCUGCGUGCCUAUCCCGGAGAAGAAGAUGCCCCAGCCGCCGUUGACCGGAACGCGGGCGCCGCCGACCAAGAUGUGGAAGGUCGAGUUUGUCAUCUGGUCCAUGGUCUGGAACACGUUCGCCCAGUGCUGCCUCUGCGGCAUCAUGUGGGGCAUGAACAGGUACGACCGGCCGAGCUGGGCAACCGGUUUCCUGGUGGCCAUCGCCUGCCUCAUCGCCAUGGCCGGUGGCUAUGUCAUGUUUCUCGAGGGGCAGAAGGUCAGCAGAUUCGAGGGCGUGCCGCUCAGCGAGCGGGACCAGGAGAGGCUGGCGCGCGAUAAGGAGCUGGGCGUUCCGCACUACAACAACCUCGGGGACAAGAAGCCGAAGGAGAAGAACAAGGGGGAUCCUGAGAAGUAGGGUUUUUGGGGCAUCAUCGGAAGAAUUGGAGUUGGUUUUACAGGUUGAUUUGCUUGCAACACACACGAUACCCGUUUUGAUGGAUGG